Molecule: messenger RNA, 1515 nt
Organism: Ceratina calcarata
Lineage: Eukaryota; Metazoa; Arthropoda; Insecta; Hymenoptera; Apidae
Gene: Dic1
Product: Dicarboxylate carrier 1
Exons: 8
Coding region: 117-995 (292 amino acids)
Source: RefSeq, a predicted model, not a curated record
ACGAUGAUUUUCGGUAUUACAUCAGUCGGAGCUCAGAUAUUUCAGGGAUAGGCACGAUCCAAAAAUGAUUUGCAAAUUCUAUUAAAUGACACGACUCGUAUAUAAAACACAAAAAUAUGACUGACAAUCGAAAAAAAUUAUCAAGGUGGUACUUUGGUGGGCUUUCCUCUGCAGGUGCUGCUUGUGUUACCCACCCUUUAGAUUUGUUAAAGGUUCAUCUGCAAACGCAGCAAGAAGGCACGAUAUCCAUAGGGCGCCUAACAACAUCUAUAAUACGAAAUCAGGGCAUUUUAGCUUUGUAUAAUGGACUGAGUGCAUCUCUACUUCGCCAACUUACGUAUUCAACAAUAAGAUUUGGAGCUUACGAAGUGGGAAAACAAACAUUCGAGACACCUGGACAUUCGUUAUCAUUUUCGCAUAAACUUUUAUUGGCUGGAGUAUCUGGGGCAACCGGUGGUAUUUUUGGAACACCGAGUGAUCUGAUCAAUGUACGCAUGCAAAAUGAUAUAAAAUUGCCGCCAGAACUCAGAAGAAAUUACAAACAUGCUUUAGACGGGCUGCUAAAGGUAAUGCAACAAGAAGGAAUACGUCGAUUGUUCAAUGGAUGUUCCACAGCGACGUUAAGAGCUGCAUUAAUGACCAUUGGCCAACUUAGUUUUUACGAUCAAGUUAAAAUGAUAUUGUUAGAUAGCGGCUAUUUUCAAGAUAAUCCCGUGACUCAUGUAGUAUCAAGUGUAUUUGCAGGUGCUGUAGCUACGACUCUUACACAACCGUUGGAUGUGUUGAAAACACGUGCGAUGAAUGCUAAACCCGACGAGUUUAAGAAUUUAAUGGAUUUAUUUUUAUAUACUGCUAAACUUGGACCACUAGCAUUCUUCAAAGGAUACGUACCUGCUUUUGUCCGAUUAGCUCCACAGACUAUUCUUACUUUCGUCUUUUUAGAACAGUUGAGAUCUAAUUUCGGAUUCUAUCCUCCUAUUAUUGCAGAGUCAUAAAGUUCAAUUAACUGUUUAAUGCUUUAGCAUUAACUGUCUACCUGAAAUAUUUUACAGAAGUAAAAAAGAGAGAUCUUAUAUAUAGAAUACGAAACUUUAUGGAAAGAUUGUAUAAACAUUUGUUCUAUCUCAACCAUUAGUUACUUUUGCAUUCCAUUAAUCAUAUUCAAAAUUGGUUUCUUAUGUCUUAUACCUCGUAUGUCGCGUACUUCAGAACACGUUUAGUAAUAUUUAUAGUUUCCGAAUAUUCAGAGAAUCCAAUGUUAAUUAGAUGGAACAAAUGUUUUCUGAUUGCGUGAUAAAUUCAUUGUUAAUGUGUUUAAAUUUUAAAUCUAGCACAAUAUUUUUGCAUUGAUAGUGUCAUUUCUCAACUAUUACAGUUUUCGUUAUUAUAUAGUAAUUUAAUUAAUGAUUUGGGCACAAAAUAUCUUUUUAAUACUUAACACAUUCCGAGAAGAUAUUGUAGUUAUGCAAUAAUAGAUAUACACAAGAUUUUAUAUAUAUACACAUAUUUUAUUAC